Messenger RNA from Daphnia carinata, 4206 nucleotides. RefSeq lists its product as uncharacterized. The coding region runs from base 67 to 4206 and encodes 1379 amino acids. NCBI's taxonomy places the organism in Eukaryota, Metazoa, Arthropoda, Branchiopoda, Diplostraca, Daphniidae. Gene Ontology annotation, molecular function: protein binding. The record is from RefSeq and is a predicted model, not a curated record. The transcript has a single exon.
UGAACAACCAAACGUCAGGCAAAAUUGAAGAAGACAGCCAAUUGAUUGAGUUUGACGAGGAGCGGAAUGUGCAAUCCGGUUGUCAUCAUAUGCGGAGUGGCUGGAACAGGCAAAUCGACUCUCCUCUCCCACUUCUACAGUGAAAUAAAGAAGAAGAAACCUGACUGUUGGGUUAUCAGAUUGAAUUUAGUUGAACAUUCUGACGCCAUAUUGAAACUCGAUGGAAGGACACCUGAUUUGAUGGAAUUUCUCAUCAAUGACCUUCACGUCAUCGACAGUAAUAGCCCGUUUUCUCGCUUGUUGCUGAAUCAACGGUUCGAGAUGGGCAAGCAGAUCGUUUUCAUGUUUGAUGGCUACGAUGAAAUCGAUAAAGAAUGCCAAAAAAUUGCGAUUCAAAUGAUGAAAUCCAUUCAAAAGAAGGGCAUUCAACUGUUCGUCACUACCCGCUCCCACGUGGCCCACCAUCUGCAAUACGAAUUAGGUCAGGUGGCUUAUUAUUUGGAAAACUUUGACGUAAAAGACCAGAUCGAUUGCCUGACCAAGUAUUGGAAGAAAGCAUUGGAACUGCCAGAUGGUGUGCAAGAAAUGAAGAUCGAGGAAUUUGCCACAUUGCUAGUGGAUCGGGUGUCGAAGACUCUGAAAGACAAAGAAAGAGCUUUCAUCGGAAUUCCUUUGCAAUGCAGAAUUCUUGCCGAAUGCUACCAGAAAAAUGUUGGCGACAUUGUGGAAAGCAAUGCUGAGAAUGACAAACAGUUGACUUCAAAAAUAAAAGAACAAUUCAAAAAUAAGAAAUUCGAUUUAAUUAGUCUUUACAGCAACUUGAUGGAUACAAAACGCCAAAUCUAUCGAGUGAAAACCAACAAUACCAUGUCCAAUCCGAUAUUGGCUAAAUCGUUUGAUGGUUGGGUUAAGAAAGUCGAGUCUUGGUUAACGAAAUUGGCAGUCGAAACCAUCAUCACUCAACCAAGUAUCCAUGAAAUGUUUUGGCCAACAAAAGGCCGGAACAAAUCCAGCGAUGAUGUGGCUCGACAAGAAGAGAGUCUUGCCAUCGACAGCCUGAAUUUUGGGUUGACGUUUUCUAAUGGAAAUGGAAUGCGACCUCAAUUUUUACAUCGGACGUUUGCCGAGUAUUUAGUCGCCAAAUAUAUUUACGAAGGAUUUCAUCCCGAUGACAAACGUCACAACAAACUGCUGGAAAAAAAAUCCAUUCGAAAAUUCAUUGUGAAAGAAAUCUUGGCCUCAUACCAAUACGACGAAGUUCAAGUGUUUUUCGAUUCUAUGGUGAAGACGCUGGUCGAUGAGAAUGAAGAAUGGAGUAAGAAAAUUAAUGAUCGUAAAUUACCGAAACGACUCACGAAGAUGGUGACUGACAAGAGCAGGAAUCUCCAACCUGACUUUAAGGAGGCCGUCCAUUUUUCUAUUCAGAAUGGGAAAGGCAACAUAUUCCGAUUGUUUUGUGACUGUCUUGAUGCCACUUUCGAAAGACAUCAAAUCUUUCGAUGGGUAAUGAAGCCCUUUUUCCAAUCGUCAAUUAUGUUUUUUUCCCACACUUUUUUUGAAGAAAGCAAGUUCUUUAAACGAUUCAUCAAUUAUUUCGACACCAUUAAUCCACACGACCAGAAUGUGUCUGGUACAGACGACAAUACGUCUGUGACUAUUGGAUAUCUUAUAUCCAGUAUGUUGCCUAAAAGUGCUGUUAAGUUACUUGUAGAAAAAUAUCCUUUGUGGAACCGAGACGGGCACCUGGAAACGAUGGAUGACUUUCUUGACUUUUUGGAAAACCAGAAUAUGGCUUUCGACGAAUGUGUUUGUUCCUUUGGAGAUGACGUAAUCAAAAAUUUCUUUCUAUAUUUGAUUUAUCAUGACAAAUAUCGUAGGCAUCUAAAAAAAUUUCUCACGCUUUUGUCCAAAUAUACAGCUUAUUCGGACGAUUUGAAAUUGGCCGAAUUGUUAAUUGAAGUUUUCCGGUCUAAAGAUCAAAUGAUGGCUGGGCGAGUUGCCGAAACGCUGAAGAUUUUACAAGAACUAGGACGAUCUGCUGUUCUCGUUCAACUCUACGGCGUUUUGUCGAUAGAUCCGGAAGCGUUUCAGAAUAUUUGCCAACCGUAUCGACUAGGAGAAGAGGACGCCCUCCCGACUGACCUCAACAUCCUAUUGGGAAGAGAUUCUUAUGACAUGACUCUUCUUCAUCGAGCAGCCUUCUACGGAGACGUCAACAUAGUGGAGCAAAUAUUAGCAAGAUUUCGCCAGCCGGAACUCGACGAUGGAGUGAAACAAAAACUGCGCAAGGUAGUGCUUGAGGGCUACACUCCGUUUUACUUCGCCACGGCUAAAAAUCAGAAGGAAGUCUGUUCCAAACUGUUGGCUUUUGUCAAAGACAUAUUUCCCAACGCAUCGACGGGCGAGUUAACUGAGUUAAACGUUAAUAUUCACCAGUCAUUUUAUCUCGCCGUGAAAUCGAAAAAUGCAAAAAUGUUUCAACUGACAUUGACCGUCGUCAAGAAAGAACUAGGACAUGAUUAUCUACUUACCCAGUUAAUAGCCAAAUUUACAUUUUCUGGGAUUUCUAUUUUCGAUUACUGCAGCUCGAAAAAAUUAUUCAACGCCAUGGUGAAGAUCGUCGUCAAUCGAGACGACGUUGCAGACUACAAAUGCCUGCAUAACGUGAUUUUCAACGAAAACAUAAUAGAAAGUUUUGUUUUAGAUCGCAUAGAUGCCGAAAAUCUGCAGGGGUUGUUAUCAGUAGAAGGCGCUGGUCGCUUUACCAAGCGUUUGCUUACGGAUAACCUCUACCGGAAUUUCGAUCUUUUAUCAAGUUGUCUGUUAAAGAAUUUUAACAAAACACAACUCUUUGAUUUCGUGAAAAUGAUUACGCUUAAAGAUGAUACCAAAAUAGUCAAAAGCAGCCAGUCCGUUGCGGUCUCCACGGUUCGUCUCAGUGAUCCAACGUAUCGCGACGAAAACAUCCAACACUUUCUGACCGAUUACUCCCCUGAUGAUUUAGUUUGCACGCCGAAUGACGGCGAAACCACAACCGUUCACGCCGAGCGAGUUGAGCUGAGUAACAGCUUUUGGGGAGACUUCCUACGAUCGACAGCCACUUCUUUACCUGGACGGCACCUGGAUACAAGGCAAGUCAAAACCAUUUUUAAGUGUUUGACUCUUGUACGGUAUAAACUCGGAGGUCAUAUGGCUAAAGAACUUUUGCUCCACCAAGACGAUCGUGGCUACGUUGUUCUUCAUUUGUCGAAAGAAAUCGUCCAACGCAUGUUGAACUGUUUAUCAAAGAAAAACCAAGAAGAAAUUAAAAAGGAGUGGAAGAAAAAUGCUCCGCCAGUGACACACGACACGUUCAUCAACUACGACUCUAGGGAAUACUUUGAAAGCUGGCGAAUCGCCUUACAUUACAGUGAUAUUCUACUAUUUUAUUUGGUUUAUGGCAGCGAAAAGCAACUCGGCGAAUGCGUCGAUAUUCUCACAUCGGUUCGUUUGAUGGGCAGACAACAGCGCAGUCUAUGGAGUUACAUCUUUGAAUAUAGCGAGGAAAAGCCGACGAAAGAAAUAUUGAAAUCUGUGUCGCAAAUUUUUGGUUGGGGAGCGGCGAAAACGUUGCUGGCUCACGAAAUGGAUGGCCUACCUCUCUUACUGAAAGCUUUGUCAUGGGGACGUGACAUUGACGAAUGGCUGGAUGUGUUACCAGAAGAAAUACGAAAAGACAUUCAACAAGUUAUUGAACAAAAAACUACCGAGUUCAUUGAUGACGUGUUUCUCCAUCCCGGGACCUAUUUCAACGAACUAGGAGAUCCACGUUACAAACCACUAACCCUUUUAAAAUUUUUAAUCGAUUACAGUAAUGGCAGACAACGUGAACAAUUUGUACAAAGUAUCACGAGAGUAUUCAAACCAUACCCUCCUUCUCCAUUCCGCCUACGUGGAGGGUGCAGCAUAUGGACUUGGGUUUUUCUCCGUGAACGUAAGAAAAGAAUUUGUAUAGACAUUGCAGAACUGGACACAUUUUUAAAAUGCGUUUCCGAAAAACUGGGUACAAAAGCCGUCAAGGGGUUGGUGUUCCAUGAAUUCUUAAAUCAACCUCUCAUUUUAUAUCUUACGUCUGCAGAGGGCAAGAUGGUUGAUGUGAUGCUCGCCCAUUUGGAUGCAUUCGAUCGCACACGUAUUCAAUGUCAAAUCAAUAAAUCUUGUUGUUAA